Messenger RNA from Helianthus annuus (common sunflower), 1652 nucleotides. RefSeq names its product growth-regulating factor 8. Gene Ontology annotation, biological process: developmental process; regulation of DNA-templated transcription; DNA-templated transcription. Gene Ontology annotation, molecular function: ATP binding. The transcript is spliced from 4 exons. Gene Ontology annotation, cellular component: nucleus. Lineage: Eukaryota; Viridiplantae; Streptophyta; Magnoliopsida; Asterales; Asteraceae. The record is from RefSeq and is a predicted model, not a curated record. The coding region runs from base 366 to 1538 and encodes 390 amino acids.
AGGGGGUGACUGCAUCCUGUCAACUCCUUUUUCUUUUCAUAUGUUUUUCCUUAUCACACAUUUGAGCACACUCCUGAUAAAAGAAAAAGGUUCACCUUUUUCAAUUGAACACUUCCAAAUUAUCUCAUCUUUCACCCCCCAAAAGUUAGAGAGAGAAACACCACAACAGGUGUAGUAGGGGACCAAGAUUUUAAGUUUUUUGUUUCAAUUGUUUGUCAUUGUUCUUUAAUGGGGGUGAAUGUAGGAAUCAUGGGAACCCUUUUAUUAUAUUCAUAGGGUAAGGAUACAAGAAUCUUUACAAGAAAUCUAGCUUUUGUAUUUCUUGAAAACCCAAAAAAAAAAAAAAAAAAAAUAAAAAAAAAACAAUGGGGAAUGGGGACACAAACAGAAGCAGUGGAGGGGGGAGUGGAGGAUUUGAUGAUGAUUCUAGUGAGGUGGGUAAAGAUUCGUCUUUGUAUCAGCAUCGGUACCAGUAUCAGUAUUAUCGGGACGAUCAUCACCAGGGUCAGAAGCAUCAAGAUCCAGUGGAUAUUGGUGGAGUGUUUGGUAAUGAAACUGGUGCCAUCAACCAUGUUGCAUCUGGGAUUUGUUUGGAACAACCCAGUACAGGGUCAAAUACUACUACUGGGAAAGUGCUUUUCACAGCGACUCAGUGGCAAGAACUUGAGAGGCAGAUGAUGAUCUACAAGUACAUUAUGGCUUCUAUCCCUGUUCCUCCUCAGCUCCUGAUACCUUUAUCCACUCAAUCCAACAAGGGGGGUAUGGACUUGAGGUUCUCAAGCGGGUCGGAUCCAGAGCCGUGGCGGUGUAGGAGAACCGAUGGUAAGAAAUGGAGAUGUUCAAGGGAUGUGGCACCUGACCAGAAGUACUGUGAGCGUCACGCACACAAGAACCGACCUCGUUCAAGAAAGCCUGUGGAAAUCCAAUCUCAUAACAACACCAACAACAUUAUGACCACUAGUGGCCUCAAUAUUACACCUACUUCCUCAUAUCAACAUCCCAGGUGCAAUGAAUGGUUUAUGAAGAGUGGGACUAUCCCUGUUGUGUCUUCAUCCAACCAACAAUUUCAGCAAUCAAUGAGUUCCGAUUCACCUAGAGUCGGAUCCAAACGGACCCACAUUUUCCCACAAAACUUCGACGAAACUCAUCAACAUGAUUCCCACCUCAACUACUGUAAUCUUCAGUUAGAUUCGGCAGGUGCUAGACGACAGCAUUUCAUCGAUGCUUGGUCGAAAACCGGAGGCGGAGACAAUUGCUCGCUUACUUUGUCGAUGCAAUGUAGCGGUGGGAUCGAUGGGAAUGACGAUCAUAGUUUCGGUAUAGGAAGUGGAGAUGAUUUGAAAUCACAUGACCACUGGUUGAGCCAGGGUUCUUGGAUGGGCUCACCGCCUGGUGGACCGUUGGGUGAAGCAUUGGGCCUAGGGGUGGCUAGCACUAUUAAUGGGCCUCUGAAUGUGCCAUCUAGUUCAACUACAACUACAACUACCACUACAACUACAAGCAGUUCUUGUGAUCAUGAGUUUAGCUUCAUUAGGUAAUUUGUUCAGAUCAUUAGGUGAUGUUUUCUAGUUGAAUUAGAUUUCAUUUUGACUUGACAAUUUGUUUGUUAAUGGAAGAUAAUCCUAAUGCUAAUGAAUUAUGAAUUGUUAAUU